AUGGGGCGAGGACGGGCCGGGGGCGGCCGCUGCCCGAGCGUAGCAGCUGCUGGAGGGAGGGGGCGAGGGGUACCCGGAGAGGAGCAGGAGAAGGAGGUGCGGGGCAGCGGGGCGCGGCUGGGACCCGGAGAGCCGCUGAGUGCGCGCUCCUGGCUGGCUCUGGGAAGUACGGGCUCCAAGCAGCUCCCCUUCUCUCGCCUGCCUCCCUCUCUCCCUCCCUCCCCUCUCUCCCCUCCUCCUCCUCUCUCCGCCCUCCCUGGACGUGGGCUGCCGGCUGGAGCCGGGAGGAACGGGACGCGGGACGGCAAGCCCCCCGCGGGAGGAGGGGCUGCGCCGAGGGCGGCUGCCCUGCGGCCGGAUGGCGCGCGCCUGGGAGGGGCGGCGGGGGGAAGCGGCGGACCCCAGCCCCCGACGCCGCGUCGGCAGCUUAAAAUGACAGGACGCGAGAACUCGAGUGACAUCCGGGGGCAGCCCGCUCCGGGCCGGCGUUUUCAGGGCGCAGCUUCAAACCCACCUCCGACGCCGGGCCCUCGGAAACCUCUCCAGCGUCUCCGAACCCGCCACCCCUGUUCAGACCCCUCUACAGCCCUUUUCAGACUGUCCUAGAAUUAUUUGUUUACCUGGCUGCUUCUCUUUACUCUUUUGGGAGAUCCUUUUUGGAAGACGAGACCGGGCCCUGUUUAUCUUUUGAAUCCCAUGGCUAUUUGAGUACGCUAUCUGGUAUACAGUAGGCGCUCAAUAAAUACUUGUUGGCUGAGGGAAUAUUUCUCACUGCCAGACGAACUGGAGGCCAAGACAGAUGAUAUUCAGAGGGUCAAAGCCGCUGAAAGAAGGGAGACUCAGCGUUCUGGGACGUCAGCGCACUAUGCUUGUUUACGCACCAACCUCGGAAGGAAGAACUGCCUGUUUCUGUUUCCUCCUCUGAAAUGGAAGUAGUUCUAUUUAUCUACCAGGAGUUUGCUAUUAGAGGAAAUUAUAGGUUGAUAGAUAAAACUAUAGCACCUGGCACCCAUUCGGACCCAGUUAAGUCUACCAUACCUGGGAGCUGACAUGAUUAAUUUCCACUUUCCCUGAGCCAAAGAGAACUUUUACAAUAUUGUAUCAUUUAAGCUUUCAAACUUAGUGACUGCUACAAACACAUAAUUUAAAACUCCAAACAUCGGUAGAUUUCUCCCUCACUUCUCACUCCCAGGAAUUCUCUCUCACAGCACGCUGUUCCCUUCCAGCACGGCGACAAUCACAACUUCUAAUUAUUAUUUGUUUGCUUCACUGUUUGUCUCCGCCCCCAA
Molecule: messenger RNA, 1289 nt
Organism: Orcinus orca (killer whale)
Lineage: Eukaryota; Metazoa; Chordata; Mammalia; Artiodactyla; Delphinidae
Exons: 3
Coding region: 1-606 (201 amino acids)
Source: RefSeq, a predicted model, not a curated record